AUGCCCUACUUCCUGCCUUUGCGUUCCACCUUACUUCCGGGUUGUGCGGUCCACAUGCAGGAAGUGACUUUUCAUCGACUGCUGCAGCCUCCCAGUGUCCGUGGAGAUCAGAGGAUGGACAAGCACAGGAGUCACAGGACAGAGAGGAUAAUAAAUAUCACCCUGGAGAUCAUCUACCUGCUGACUGGGGAGGGUGAAGCCCAAUUAAAUAAUAUUAAAGUCAAAGAUACAGAGGGAGAAGAAGAGACGUGUGUGACUGAUAUAAAGGCAGAAGAUAUAGAGGGAGAAGAAGAGACGUAUGUGACUGAUAUAAAGGCAGAAGAUACAGAGGGAGAAGAAGAGACGUAUGUGACUGAUAUAAAGGCAGAAGAUACAGAGGGAGAAGAAGAGACGUAUGUGACUGAUAUAAAGGCAGAAGAUAUAGAGGGAGAAGAAGAGACGUAUGUGACUGAUAUGAAGGCAGAAGAUAUAGAGGGAGAAGAAGAGAUGUAUGUGAGGGGUGAUCAGCAGUGUAAGGAGAAGGAGAUCCCUACAGAUAUCAGCACAGAUGGACACACAAGCAGGAACAUCUCAGAAGGACAUCUAAUGUUAUCCCCGGAUUGUGACAUAAAAGAUAAUGACAGUAGACAGGAUUCUCCGGGAGAUAACCCCAUUACCCCAAUUAUACAUCCAACUAUAUCAGCUGAUCCCUCUGAUCCUGGGAAAUGUUCUCCUGAUCACUCUGAUAUUGGUGCAUCUGUUACAGCUCUGAGAGUAGAUACAGUGUUUCCCUGUUCUGUAGAUGCCAAAUGUUUUACACAGAACACAAAGCUUAUUAACCAACAGACAGGUCACACAGGCGAGAAGCCAAUUUCUUGUUCUGAGUGUGGGAAAUGUUUUGCGCAGAAAUCACAUCUUGUUAUACACCAGAGAAGUCACACAGGUGAGAAGCCAUUUUUCUGCUCUGAGUGUGGGAAAUGUUUUGCACGGAAAUCAGAUCUUGUUAGACAUCAGAGAAGUCACACAGGUGAGAAUCCAUUUUCUUGCUCUGAGUGUGGGAAAUGUUUUGCACUCAAAUCAGAUCUUGUUAGACAUCAGAGAAGUCACACAGGUGAGAAGCCAUUUUCUUGCUCUGAGUGUGGGAAAUGUUUUGCACGGAAAUCAGAUCUUGUUAUACAUCAGAGAAGUCACACAGGUGAGAAUCCAUUUCCAUGUUCUGAGUGUGGGAAAUGUUUUGCAAUCAAAUCAGAUCUUGUUAGACAUCAGAGAAGUCACACAGGUGAGAAGCCAUUUUCUUGCUCUGAGUGUGGGAAAUUUUUUGCGAGAACAAGAGCCUUUUUUGCAAGGACUGUGCCAACAGUAGCCAGUAGAGGAAUCAGGCGUAUCCCACAGAAUAUCUUUGCUACCACCAUACAUUGGGGAGAGAAGAUAAAGUGCAGAUUUCUGAACAUUGCUUUUAGAAAGAACUUAAGAAGUGCAUAG
Pseudophryne corroboree (corroboree frog) is the source of this 1461-nucleotide messenger RNA. RefSeq names its product zinc finger protein 391-like. The record is from RefSeq and is a predicted model, not a curated record. Bases 1 to 1461 code for a protein of 486 amino acids. Gene Ontology annotation, molecular function: sequence-specific DNA binding; DNA-binding transcription factor activity, RNA polymerase II-specific. Gene Ontology annotation, biological process: regulation of transcription by RNA polymerase II. Gene Ontology annotation, cellular component: nucleus. NCBI's taxonomy places the organism in Eukaryota, Metazoa, Chordata, Amphibia, Anura, Myobatrachidae. The transcript is spliced from 6 exons.